CACACGCUGAGGCGGUUCCUGCCAAGUCACCCGGAAGUUAAAAACCUGCCAGUAUCAAAUACGGCCGCCGGUGGCCACCAUGCUUCAUACUGGCAGGAACGAAACGAGCGGAAGUCUGGAGAGGCAGCUGAACAGAGACCAAGUUCAUCAGAGAAUCAUGCAAGAUCACAUCCAGAAAUCCGGCGGGAGGAACCGCUCCGACAACACUAGCCCCCGCAAGAGGGAAUACCGCCAGGAGCAAGGCUCGGGGCCCAGCGCCAACAACCACCAUCACCAGCAGCAGCAGCAGCAGCAGGCCUCCAGACAUGGCGAUCGGGCCGCAACCGGGCCCGGAAUCACCGUCGACAUGACUAACUUCCGCAAGCCCGGCGAGAAGACCUACACACAGCGCUGCCGCCUUUUCGUAGGUAAUCUGCCCAACGAUGUGACCGACGACGAGUUCAAGAAGAUGUUCGAUAAGUACGGCGAGCCGUCCGAGAUAUUCAUCAACAAGGAUAAAGGUUUUGGUUUCAUCCGACUGGAAACCAGAACAUUGGCAGAAAUUGCCAAGGCAGAACUUGAUGAUACUACACUUAGAGGGAGGCAGAUAAGGAUUCGAUUUGCAACACAUGGUGCUGCUCUGACAGUGAAGAAUCUUCCUCAGUUUGUAUCAAAUGAGUUAUUGGACGAGGCUUUUUCUAUCUUUGGACCAGUGGAAAGAGCAGUGGUGAUCGUAGAUGAUCGUGGGAAACCGACUGGAAAAGGCAUCGUAGAGUUUGCUGCCAAACCAGCAGCACGCAAAGCUUUGGACAGAUGCACAGAUGGUGCAUUCUUGCUGACAGCGUUUCCAAGACCUGUGACUGUUGAACCUUUUGAACAGUAUGAUGAUGAAGAUGGACUUCAAGAGAAACUGGUUCAGAAAAACCAACAUUAUCACAAGGAGCGAGAACAACCACCAAGAUUUGCCCAGCAUGGGACAUUUGAGUAUGAAUAUGCCAUGAGAUGGAAAGCUCUGCUUGAAAUGGAGAAACAACAACAAGAGCAAGUGGAUAGAAAUGUGAAAGAAGCGCGAGAAAAGUUGGAAGUAGAAUUGGAAGCUGCACGUCAUGAGCAUCAAGUCAUGUUGAUGAGGCAAGAUUUAAUGAGACGUCAAGAAGAACUGAGGCGAAUGGAAGAACUACAUAAUCAGGAAGUGCAGAAAAGAAAGCAGUUGGAACUGAGGCAAGAAGAAGAACGUAGAAGACGUGAAGAAGAAAUUUUGCUGCGUCAGCGAGAGAAAGAAGAAAUGAUGCGAAGACAACAGGAAGGCUUUAGAGGAAACUUUGAAAAUAGAGAGAAUAUGAGGAUGGAGGAAAUGGCACAACGUACUGGGAUGGCCAUGCCAGGCAUUCCAGGACUAGCUGCACCUCCCGUCAAGCUGUUCCAGAACAGUAAGAAUGCUGGCUCUGAUCCGACAAUGGAAAAUUGCCCAGUGGGACUAACUGCAGCUGAUUUCUCAGAUCUGAAAGCAGUGGGACUAACUGCAGCUGAUUACUCAAAUCUGAAAGCAGCUUCUGCAAGCCAAGUUCCUCAGCCGCUUAUGGGAAUGAACAGGCCCACUGUGAAUACUAAUGCACCACCACCUCAAGGUCCACCUGGAAGCCUAGGAAAUCAAAUGCCAGAAAGCAACAUUGGAUUGCCUAAUGAUCGAUUUGUUCCUGGAAAUAUGGAUGGUCAAGCAAAUAACAUGGGUGGACCGAUGGUUGGGAGCCCGGCUGGGUUUCCCCGUGGAAAUCAAGUUGGAGAGUUUGGUGCAAAUAAACGCCGUAGAUACUAAACACAGAUCUGAAAAUAUCCAGUAGCCUUUAGCCAUUCCACUUAUUGCCUCAAGUUUUUUUUGCAGAUUGUAUCAGUUGUAAUGAGCUUUAGUACAUAAGGUCUUUUUGGUAUUUUACUGUUUCAAAUAUUACUUCAACUUCCUGUUGGAUGUAUUUAGUAAAUGUGCAUGAUAUGUUUCAGUAAUCUAAAAUGUACAUAAUGUAAUGCACAAGUUGCAGAGAAUUUGGACAAAAAGUCUCUCCGAGAUGUUACUUUUGAUAUUUGUUUAGCUACUCUAGUACCAUCUUCAAUGAAACAGCCUUCUGGAACGAUUUUGUCUUUUGUGAUUUUUGUUUUUUUAAGUGAUUUCAGACAGUAAAAUUGGAAUCUCAAAUGGCCUAUGUGUUUUUAUUUUGUAUUGCUGUAGGCUUUUUGUUGAUAUGCUUGGAAUUUUAAAUAUAGAUGGGGAUUGGGAUGAGGAAAUGUAGGCAAUAGGUGGGUUUGCAUUUGAGUUUGGUGGAAUGGGCUUAAGCUUUUUUGACAUGGAAUAGAUAAGAAUUGAGGUUCAUUGAUCAUAUCAUGCUGUGUUGGCCUUUUAAGGAUAUUGUGUAUUCUGGUUUUGGUAGUUCAAAAGCUCAAUAUUUCUAACUACUGACAAUAUUUAACAGGAAUAACUUGUAUUUGUGGGAUGGGGCAUUAGAAUUAAAAUUCACCGGGUCUCUGGAACAUAUACCUGGCUUGCAGGAAAAUAAAUCAAAUAUAAACCCACCUUUUUGAACUUGAUGAAACCCUUGAGCUUGUUCACGGAUGCUUGGUAUACGUUGCAAUACACGCUUUAAGAUGCAAAUAAAGUUCUCGGCAAUC
Hypanus sabinus (Atlantic stingray) is the source of this 2640-nucleotide messenger RNA. RefSeq names its product non-POU domain-containing octamer-binding protein-like. The transcript has 13 exons. Gene Ontology annotation, molecular function: RNA binding. Gene Ontology annotation, cellular component: nucleus. NCBI's taxonomy places the organism in Eukaryota, Metazoa, Chordata, Chondrichthyes, Myliobatiformes, Dasyatidae. The record is from RefSeq and is a predicted model, not a curated record. Gene Ontology annotation, biological process: regulation of DNA-templated transcription. The coding region runs from base 80 to 1795 and encodes 571 amino acids.